AUGUCUUCUGGACUCAGGGCAGCGAGCCUCCCCGCCUGGAAGCGGCACAUCCUGGACGAAUUGAGGCGACGGGACCGGUUGCAGAGACAGGCCUUUGAAGAGAUUAUCUUGCAGUGUAAGUAAAGGUUUUGGUGGCUGCUUGAAAGUAUCCAGCUUAGCUCCAACAGCAUACAUUGUUCAAAACUGACUGCCAACCAAAUGAUUGUGUGUGAGAGGCCAUAGUGUGUGAGGAAGGUUAUUCUUGCGGGAUUGUAAACAACUUGUCGUCUGGGUGAGAGUCUCUUGAAAUUUUCUUAGUCAGAUUGAAGUAGCCAGCCCUGUUUUAAUGGCCUUAUACUUAUAAGAGCAUGUAUGGAGAAUGUUGCUUUUAUAAUGUUGUUUUCCGGUGCAAAGGUUAUAGUAAGUAAAACAUUAUCAUCUUAUUGCUGGAUUGUAAAACUGGUGGUUUCUUUUUGUUUUUAACUGAACUCCUCAUUAGAUAACAAGCUCCUGGAGAAGUCAGAUUUCCAUUCAGUGCUGGCUGACAAGCUACAAGUGGAAAAAUAUGACUUGCCAAGCCGGCAUGAGAUCAGGUACUUGCUGAAUCAGUACAAGUGAUGGUUACUGUGUCUGGUGUUGUUCCUAUUCCACCAACGAUGGCUAUUUGUCAUAAUGGCUAUGUACUGCUUCCAGUAUUAGUGAGAGAGUGCUGUUGCAUGCAUGUCCUUCUAGGGCUUCCUAUAGACCUCCGGCUGAUCACACUGAAUGCAGAAUGCUGGAAUUGAUGGGUGUUUGGUCUGAUGCAGCAAGGCUUUUAUGUUCUUAAUAUAUAAAUAUAUUUUAGCUCUCUUGUAUAGCAGUUAUUAAAACUACAGUCAUACCUCGGGUUGAAGUUGCUUCAGCUUGAGCGUUUUUGGGUUGCGCUCCGCAGCGACCCGGAAGUAACGGAGUGCGUUACUUCCGGGUUUCACCACUCGCACAUGCGCAGACGCUGAAAAUGACGUCAUGCGCAGAAGCGGCGAAUCAUGACGCGCGGACACAGGUUGCAUUCGCUUCAGGAUGCGAACGGGGUUCAGGAACAGAUUCCGUUCGCAUCCAGAGGUACCACUGUACUGCUAAGAACUGCUAUAAUGCUCAUUGUCUGAUCCCUGUACAUAUUUUCUUGGAUGUAACUUCUCAAUACCAUUGGGCUUACUCCCAAGGAAGGGUACAUAUUAUUUAAUAUUAUUUAAUAACAUACGCUAAAUGUGUUGGUAAUACUAGGUUUUUGAAAAGUUUAGCUAGUAUGAUUUUGAGCCAUAUAGGAUAUCUAUAGGGUAUGAAGAGAGAAUGGAUGUUCACUAUAUCUGCAGGAACUGCGGGCAUUUAUCUUGGAGAUCAAUUCACCCAUAGCUAAAAUGGUCAACAAAGUACAUAAAAUCACUGGUGUAACGAACAGGAAAAAAGAAAAUCUUGAUAUGGAGAUACGGUGCUCUGCUUAUGUAAUCUAAGUUCUACAUUGAAACAUUAAUUUUACUCUUUUAAAUGAAGUUAAAUAUGUUAAAUAUAGGGAUAGCCAUCUGAAACAAAAAAUUUGAUAGAAAAAUGGAUUAUGGAAAUUGGAUAAAAAGUAGUUUGAAAUGCUUUGUGAAUUAAAAACUCAGAAUUUUUCUUUUCUCAUCCUCUGGAAAAUUCCAGUCCAGGACAUGAUGGUGCAAGGAAUGAUUGUCACAUGCAAGAAAUAGCCCAGCUUAGAAUUAAGCAUCAAGAGGAGCUGACAGAGCUGCACAAGAAACGUGGCGAGGUUAGGAGCACCCAUUUUAUCCAUGUGUAACAUUUCAAUACUGUUCUUUUGCAGUGGUACCAGAGUAAUUAUAGGCUUACUGUGGGAUUCAGAAGUUUGAAAACUUAACUUCUGUACAGUAGAACCUCGGUUUUCAAACGUAAUCCAUUCCGGAAGACCAUUCGACUUCCGAAACGUUCUAAAACUGAAAGCGGAAGCCUCAGUUCAAUAGGGAAACUCAAAACAGAAGCCGCAUCAGACGUUUGGGUUCCAAAAAACAUUUGAAACCAAAGCAUUUACUUCCAGGUUUUUGGUGUUCGGGAGCCAAAGCAUUCAAAACCGGAGCUGUUUGAGAACCAAGGUUUGACUGUAUACUAAUAUUGUGACAUUGGUUAAUAAUUACGCAGGUAUCUCUUCAAGGAAAAACAAUAAAGACACUUAGAUUGUAUUCAGCUAACUUUUACUCAGAGUAGACCCAUUGAAAUCAACAGACCUAUGUCAUAGUUAUAACUUUCGGUAGAUGUAUUCUAAGUGAAAAUUAGUUACAUGGUUCUAGCAAAUAUUCCAUAUGUUUUCAAAGACUAGAGUAAAUAUUUGUAAUAAAUGUUUUAAUAAAUAUUUAACAAAUAAUAGUACGAUUUCAGCAUGCAUGAAAUGUUAUGCUAAGUUGGCAGGUGUAUGUAUACUUGGGUGUUCAGGAAAAAAAUGAAACACUGAGGUUAGAGGAAAAUCAAACACAAAAAGUAGACUGUAUUAAUAGUUGCUUUCCCUCAGUAACAUAGUUUCCUUCACAGUUGGCCCAGUCUGUGAUUGACCUGAAAAACCAAAUACAACAGAAGGACAGUGAGAUGCAAACGAAUAAUACAAAGUGAGUAGAACCCAUUUACUACUUACAGAAUUUGAUUUUGGUGCUGGAUGCCAAUUUUUGGUUGAAUUCUCAUUAAAACUGAGUGUCUUUGCCCACUUUAGGCUGGUGCACGUGCUCUGCCCUUUCCCGGGGAAGCCAGACCUGGCUGUGGUAACACAUGCCUUGGUUACACUGGAUUAUUGCAAAGUGCUUUACAUAAGGCUACUGUUAAGAGUAUUCAGAUGCUUCAGUAGUCCAGAAUGUGGCAGCAAGAAGGCUGGUGGGUGGGUGCCCUUGGUAUCUUACUACACCUGCCUUGCAUAGCCGACACUUGCUACCAUUUUGCUUCUGGACUCAAUUAAAAGUGUUGGUGACUAUUUUUAGGGCCUUAAAUGUCUUGGGUCCAUCAUAAGUGAAGGGACUGACUUAUUUUGUACACACAUGCCUGUUGUCGUAAGAACAGGUGAAGAAGCCCUUAUUUAUAUCCCACAUCAGAAGCACGGUCUGUAAUAAUGUCAGGGGGUUUUCUCAGUGGCCACAGCAGCUUUGUGGAGCAUUUUGCCCUUGUGAAAUUUGGAUGCCCACCUCUCCUGCUAUCACUGGUGGGUGAAUACCUUUUUAUUCUGACAUGUUUUUGCCCUGACAGGUAGCUGGUGGCUUUUUUUAAUACUGUGCUUUAUCUGCCUGCCUGCCUGCCUGUUUUUAUUUCCUUCGGUUUUGUUAUACUAUUUAAGUGAUCUUUAAGUGUAGUGAGCUACCUGAGUCAUGUUUAAGAAUUAGACUGGGGUAAAGUAAAGGUAAAGGGACCCCUGACCAUUAGGUCCAGUCAUGACCGACUCUGGGGUUGCGGCGCUCAUCUCGCUUUAUUGACCGAGGGAGCCGGCGUACAGCUUCCAGGUCAUGUGGUCAGCAUGACUAAGCCACUUCUGGUGAACCAGAGCAGCGCAUGGAAAUGCCGUUUACCUUCCCGCCAGAGCGGUACCUAUUUAUCUACUUGCACUUUUGAUGUGCUUUCGAGCUGCUAGGUUGGCAGGAGCAGGGACCAGCAAUGGGAGCUCACCCCGUUGCAGGGAUUCAAACCGCCGACCUUCUGAUUGGCAAGUCCUAGGCUCUGUGGUUUAACCCACAGCGCCACCUAAAUAAUAAAUAUAUGGGUUGCCUCUCUUAAAGGAUUGUAGAAUAUUUGCAGAAGAUAUCUGAACUAGAGACAGAUUGCCAGGACCUGCGGAACAAGCUACAAGAUCUUGAAAGAGCCAAUCAGACUCUUAAGGAUGAGUAUGAUGCACUCCAGAUUACCUUUACUGCCCUUGAGGAAAAACUGAGAAAAACUACGGAAGAUAACCAAGAGCUGGUAACACGCUGGAUGGCAGAGAAAGCUCAAGAAGCUAAUCGGCUCAAUGCAGAAAAUGAGAAAGAUUCCAGGUAUGAUACCAGCAAGUUAAAACCUUUGAGUUGAGCUUAAAUUUGCAAUAGAAGCCCCUCCCCAAAAAAUUUUUCCCCCAAAUGUUACCCCCAUCUUUUCUGGAUGAACAUAGAAACUCUGUGUCUCUGUGUGUAGAUCUCAGUAUUUUUUCCAGUAAUCCUGGCCACUUAACGACUCAGUGAAUCGUGGCAAAGGGCAUUUUUUGAGAUUGAAGUCGAUCUGAAUGUAGAGCAGUUUAAGAAUGGUUUAUGUAAUACAGCUUGUGUCUGUUCAAUUGGUCCCCACUAGCCUCAUUUGCAUGCAUGCUUGUAAUGCUAAUCUUGUAUCCUGAGUGAAAGCGUUGGGUGAAGUUUGGAGCUGGGUACCAUUUGAUGACACCCAGUUGUAUUACUUUGUGCCAUCUGAGUCAGGGAAGGCUGUGUGAAUACUGAACUGAUGUCUGGGCACUGUAAUGGGCUGGAAGUGGGGCAUAAAACAGAGACUGAAUCCUUGUCGGUUGGUGAUUCUCAUGUCCCAGAAUUGGACAAGUGACCUUCUGAAAAUAGGAUUGAACUCUACCUGAAAGAGCAAGUGUGUAGGUUGGGUGCAUCCUUGGUUCUAGCUUGGUGGUACACAUGAUUUCAGUUGCUUGGAGUACUUUUUAUUUGUUUAUUUAAACAAUUUCUAUGACACUUAACUACAAGCAUCUUAAGUGGUACACAAAGAUACAAUGCAAAAAAUUGUGAACAUUCCUUUGAGAGAGAAUUCGAAAGGCAGUAGAAAUCAAUAUGACAUAGAGAUAUUUAUUGAAGCACUUCUUGGUAUUGUGCUGAACUCAGUAAGACAGUUGGGAUUUCAGCCUCUGAUUAUUAGACCCUUGAUAUUUUGGAAUCAUUUGCACACUCCUUCAGAGAAGGUCAGCCAGUGACAGGAUUUCCUAGCAUUUCUGUUUUCCCUCAUAGAAGACGGCAAGCCAAGCUUCAGAAGGAACUAGCAGAAGCUGCAAAGGAGCCGCUGCCAAUUGAACAGUAAGUCUUCCCUCAUCUCAUUCUUCCCUAAUGUCUACAUAUGCCAGUCCUAGGAAGCAGACACAGACCCCACAAUGAACAUUACUGGUCUGUUCAAGCUUUGAAUGUUCUUCAUUAAAUUUUGACUAUAGCAUUCUGCGCUUUGAAGUGUGCGGUCAAGUGGGGGGAAAGGUUCUUAAUUUUACCUGUAAGAGAACGGAGGAAUGCAAAAUAAGCUCACAGCUUUUAAGUUGGCAGUGUUGCAUUACUUGAUUGUAGAAAUGGAUGAGAUAGAUAAGAGAUGGGGAGGGUUUCCCUGUGAGGUCAGGAAACUGGAGGUCCCUGCAUUGUGAGCAUUAGGGAAUGCAGUGGGGAACCAGCAAAAAAGGAAGCGGGCGAGCUGUUGCUGUGGUGCGUCUCCUCCUUCAGCAGCCUCUUCGGAAAAGAGGAAUGUUCCACUACAUCAGGGGUUCUUAACCUGUGGUCCAUGCACACCUCUCAACCCCCAGCCAACCAUUCUGGGCUAUCCUUGGCUUGCUGAUUUGAGAGAAUUCACAAGGCAGUGGUAGGGAAGACACCUCAAGUUUCCACAUCAAAUUGAAUUUCCUACUUUUCUGGAAAGUAACAAGCUACUGUUAGUUUAUACUUACUACAUUUUUUAAAAAAACCAACAACCUACAAUCAAAAAUAUUUUAAAAUAUUGAUCUAAAUUACUAGUAUGUGAAAGCUGAUCAGUUCUGUGCUGAAGGUUUCGUUGACAUAGAGUACAAAUUUGCUUUCUCUCAUUUUCUUUUAUUAUCCCUGGAGUGCACAGAAAUCACACUUUGUAAAAUGUAAACAAUGUAUGCGGGCUCAGCUUGAAUUUCAAAGGCAAAAUUUGACUGAAAAGAAAGGGUAGAAUCCCACCUUACUUAGAUGCUCAAGGCAACUUAGGUUUGGAUUGGGCAAAACCAACGCUUCACAGUAAAAAUACUCUAAAAAUCAACAGGUAAUAAAAACAAAAAAGCAAAUAAAACAUCAGUGGUAAAACUCUCCUUACUGUUAGGCUAAUUAUUCCCAUAAUUCCUUAGUGCGCAUAAAGAAGGUGUCUGUAAAAGUGCACUUUCCCUUUAGCCAUAUAAGGAAGCAAGCUUAUGAAUUCUGUUGAGAGGACAGGGAGUUGCUUAGCCCAAAUGCCUGAAUGUCCUUCAACUCUCAAAUGAUUCAAAAAAGGCACGGUCCUGUCCUCCAGGGAUGACGAUAUUGAAGUGCUGGCGGAUGAAACCUCUGACCCUGCUGAUGAGACAUCUCCGGUGCGCGCUGUCAAUCGAACAGCCAGGUAAGAAGAAUGGGGAUAAAAUAAUGGAUCCCCUGCCCUGAUCCACAAGAAGCUAAUAAAGAAUUCCAAGGGUGGGGGGAGGAAUUGCACAUAUCCUUAAUGGUGUAGCGGUUUGAGAACUGCUGCUAUUGUCUCCUGAAAGGGAAAAUACUUUUGAGAGAGUUGUUAUUUCCAGUGUGGAUGUAUUUGUGAUUUCUUGGCUAACAAAUGCCAGCAUCUGAGGAAGCAGUGAAUGUACUUGAGUAUAUCUCCUAUGCAGUCCCUGUUGGGUUGGAGUUCUGUGUUCCCAUUCAUUUCAUUGGGAAAAGGUCCUGUGAACUAUGCCCAUGCCAUUCAAAAUAUCAGUAGUUGUGAAACUCUGUGAAGCAUCAGAAUUGUUUUCCACAGAAGCUUUUUUAGCUAGGGAGAUUUCUUUUUUUACAAUAUCAUUAUACUUUAAUGGAAGUAUCCCAGAACUACAAUUUCCUGACUUGUAAGUUCUCCUAGGAAAACAGAGUGUGAGCAGCUGCUGCCUUGUUUUCCAUAAAUUCCCUUUGCCAUGCUGGUUCUUGUUCCUGGAACUGGAGGGAGCACUGCAGCGCUAAUGCAAAGGAGGCCAAGAGCUGGCGGUGUGGUCAGGUCUGUGGUCCUGUUCCAAUGAAGAGGAGGCAUGGUGUGGAGCUGUUGCAGACAGUUCUUCUCUUGACUGAAAGGACCAUGGCACAGCUACCUAAAUUGGCUCUCACAGCUUUGGAGAGCUGUAAUUAACCCAUCACUCUGUGUCUGGAUGUGGCAAAGCCCUAUAAUAGUGGCAGCAACUGCAGGUGGAAGGGAAGCAGGAAGCAGGCUGGCUUUAAGUAUUUGGAAGACUGAUAGACAGAGAGAGUGAUGGAGACAGAUCUUUAUCUCCCCCACCCUUAGUGGGCCAAAGCUCUUAUCAAAAUUUUUAUUUUAAAAAUAAAAAUAUAUCCUUUUCUUAUGAAGCUGCUCUUUCAGUUUCAUAUUCGGCUAUGAAAAUAUUUCUGUAUAAGCUCCUCUUGUGGAUCAUAACCACCUGAUUGCUUUGUUUAGCUCUGAAAACUUAUUUCUUAAUACAAAUUCUUAAUUUUAUUCUCAAAGUCUAAAUGGCUUAAACCUCUGUAAGGUGCCUCCUCUUCCUGCUGUUAGGCCAACAUGAAUUGCGCUCAAUUCAUAAUUGGUGAUGCGAGCAUUUUUAUUUCUUCAGUUCCAACGUGGUGACUUUUUUGACUGUCCUGAAUUUGAAUUUCCUGCUUGAAGUUGGGGUUCGAGGAGAAAUGCUCUCCUUGUUGCAUGCUGUGGGCUAUGUGUGUUUUUGAUCUCUGCUUGAACAACAAGAUUUAAAUCUGUCCUCCCCUCCUCUUUAGUAAGCGACACUCCCAGCCAGCUGGAGGCCUUCUGGACUCUAUCACUAAUAUAUUUGGGUAGGUUAGAAUACAUUCGCCUCUUUUGUUACAUAUCGGUACAAUAUGCACCAAUAUUACGGUGAUGCAAGGAUUGCAAACAGUUGUCCUUAUCUCAGCCUUUUUUUCUAGCUUCUGCCUCCCUGCCCCCUUUUUUUCUUUUGUUUUCAACUUCCUGUUCCUUACAUCUGCUGUGUGCUGACCUCUGAUCUUUCCCUCCAGUCUGUCUGAGUCUCCCCUUUUGGGACAUCACUCUUCUGAUACUGCCAGGUGAAAAUUCGCUUGAAAUUAUUCACACUUAAUCCAGCAUGUGAGUGAGGGAUGUUGAAGUAACUGCCUUGUUUUGAUGUUGUUAACUGUAGCAGUGAAAAGACUUCCCUGUUAAAAGGUGCACUUUACCCUCUUAUAUGAGGGCUGGGUUAAAAGCGAGAGCAAAAUUAAUUGCUAAGUUAACUGUAGUUGCAAUGACUGUGCUGUGGCCUUUCAUUGUAGUUCAGUCCUGCACUGAGCUGAGCAUCCAUGUCUAGGUGUAGAAAUGCAAUGUGAGCUUUAGACUGAGAAGUAUAUACCUUUGCAAUUCAGUGGGAUUUACUUUAUAUGGGAGAAAAAUAAACAUUUCUUUAAAAUAAAUUGAAAAGCUGCGGGAACUUGUCUUAGCAGUGAUCUUUGAAUUGAUUAGUUUUAACUCAGGACUCCAUAAGGCUGCUGUAACGUUGGUGAGUCCUUCCCCAGGCCAACAGCAACCUCAAGUUACCAUGCCAUCCAUCAGGUCCACGGGAGAAGUCAGUUGCAAAGAUUAUAGCAGCCAGGGGAGUCCCAACCAUGCAAAGCCAUCUCUGUGGGUGUAACCACCCAACUGCUGUUAUACCUGAAUCGGGCUGAAGUUUCUCUGCCCCUUCCCUCCCAUUCUUACUCUAUUGUGUAGUCGGGAUCAUCUCCCUGCCUAUAAUUUGAAGACAGAGCUGGUUCCCACCUGUGCCUAACUAUAUGCAUUGGUUGUGCCCUUUCUCAGGAGACGCUCUUUAUCCUCAUGCCCCACCCCUCAAGAUAACAUGGAGGCACAUCCAGGCACAAGCAAAGAGGUGCGAGUCCCUACCACCGCUCUGUGUGUCUUUGUAAGUAUAUUUGAGAGACAUUAGAUGUAGAACUUAGUAGCUUAACGUCUAGGUAAAUCUGUUUUUUGUUUACUGAUGUCAUCAUUAUGUAAUUGUAACCAUUUAUGCAGAUGUCCCUCUCUUGCUUUCAUAUCUUCACUCACUGUGCUUGCAGUCGUGAGUGUGCUGCCAUCUGCUGGUGAGCCUGACCUGUUCCAGCCUGCCUUCUCGCAACUUUGGAGCAGCAGAAAUGGGAGGGAAUCCCUGACCCCUCACCAGCUCCAAGAUUGGGAGGAAGGCUAGAGGUUAACCUGGAGCCUAGGAGAGGAGCCAAAUGAUUGUCCCUGGCAGAGGGAGAGGCAGGGUCCUGAUGCCCACAAUAAUUGGCUUGGCUGACAAGGGCAGCCCGAAAUUGGGACCCUGUUUUAGAAUUUUCUAAAACAAGUCACAAACUCAUUCAUUAAUAGAUGUUUUGCUGAGGUCAGUGAUGAUGUCAUAAAUCUCUGAUUGCACUGGUGAAUUGCACACCCACUACUUUCUCAGCUCCCAGCAGCUUUAUGCUUUCUAUCUCCCAUCCACACUUUAGUAAUGCUGUGAGGUGUUAUGAGGCUGCUGACAAUAUGUGGAUAAAGUCAGUGCAUGCUGCCAAAGUGUAAGCGGCUUGGCACCGACUCCUAUCUGACAAAGUGAGUCAAGGAGCCGGUAGUUUUGGGAUGUGUCUUAAUGUGCAUGAUCUUUAGUUUUCAAGCUGAGACCUCAUGCUUGUGAAUGGUGAGAGAAAUCCGUUCCAUCUAAAAUAUAAUGGGCAGGAGUCCCCUAACCAUCUUAGCUGGUUGAGAGACUACAGCCAUUGUUCUAGGGAUGUUUAUUCUAGAGAGCUGGUUGUUAUAUAUGCUUGGUUUCAUGUAGUUGAAAUCAAACAGGAAAAUAGUAGUUUUGACAAAUGAUCCACUUGGUGUUACACUGUGUGAGUGUGGUUCAUGCUUCAAGCUUGCAGUAUCUCUUGUAGGCUGGAGUGUCUCUUGAUACCAUCUAUAACUGUUCAUGUCCUGUUUCUUUUCCAUCCCCCUAGGAUGCGCACGACGGGGAGGUGAAUGCUGUUCAGUUCAGCCCUGGCUCCCGGUUACUGGCAACAGGAGGCUUGGACCGGAGAGUCAAACUCUGGGAAGUUUGCGGAGGUAAGUUCUUUAAAUAGGUACAAAUGAGCUUCCUCCUAAGAUUGAUUCCAUAGUUGACAUCUUCAAAAUAAUUGUGAAGAUCUGCAGCUACAGUGCAGAACGUUUGAAAGAGCCAUUCUCAUAGGGUGACUAGGAUGUUGGGUUUGGAUGUAGGAAACUCAUCUUCAACUCCCCACUCAGCUGUGAUGAUAAAUGUCUUCUCCAGAACUGUUUGCUACUCAGAGAAGGGAGAACUCAUCAUUCCAGUGGGACAGCAUUUGCUUUGGCUGCAAGAGGUUCCAGGUUUGGUCCCAAACAUUUCUAGUGAAAAGGCUAUUGGGUACCAGAACUGGGAAAGAGUGUCUGUCUGUGUUGUCUGUCUUUCUAUCUGUCUCUUUGACCAAGACUCUGAAGAGUCAUUGUCAGUCUGACAGUGGACCCAGUAAGCCAGAAGUAGUAGUCUGUCUUGCUUGCAGAUCAGCUUCCUAUCGCCAAGAAAAUGUAUAUGACUUACAGUUGUAUGUCACUGAUCCUGAAAUAUCAGAUCUGUGUCUUUUCAUUAUGAUGUUGCUUUUUUCAAAUACUUUCUUUCAAUAUCUGUAUAACAACAUCAGAAAUCAUCCCAAAGUAUCCCUCCAUAAUGAUACAUGACUUGAUAAAUUGAUUUAUUGUGAUGGUUUGAUAUUUUUUCAGGCCGUUUUUUUGUGUAUUUUUGUUGCACCCUGCCCUGACAUUUCUUUGAAUGAAGAACUAGUUUUAAAUCCUCUAAGAAAAUAAUGAAAUGAAAUAAAUACAUGUUACUCUUGCUUUUGGCUGAAUGAAAUAGACAUGGGUUCAAUCUUUUCCCUGCCUCCUAACUCUUGUUUCUUUUUUCUUGCACCACAGAAAAGUGUGAACUUAAAGGCUCUCUAUCUGGCAGUAAUGCAGGGAUUACAAGCAUAGAGUUUGAUAGUGCGGUGAGUAUUUAUUAUAGCCCUUUUUUUUUGCAACUGUUUCCCACCGCACUUCCCAAACCAUGUCUCUGAAAUAAGCACAAAAUAGAUAAGGGAGGAAAUGACACAAUCGUCCAGAAAUAGGUACAAAAUUUGAGCCAUUUUAGCACUGAUUAAUACUGUCCUUUUCAUAAGAUUGACUUGCUUAUGCCUUUUGUAUAUAACAUGCACUGAUUUUUUGCCAAGGUAUGAAAUGUCACAGUUUCAUAACUUGUGAGACACAUGGCAUAAAUCUCUGCUUCUUUUGAGAUCUAACAGUGUUUUGCUGAGGUCAGUGAUGAACAGUAAAAGGUCUGAUUUGCCCAGUGGUUUUGCCUCCUUUACCAUCGCAGCUCCCAGCAUUUUCGCUUCCAUCAUACUCUAGACAUGCUAUGAUUGGGAGAGUAUUUGCUGAUAAAUAGAGAUACGUUCAGUUUGUGUUACUCUAGAGCACUGGGUAGACGUGACUGACAUUGUUAUCCAACAUAAACAGAUAAUGGAGUUUUUGAGGUAUUGGAGCCACUUUAUGGGUAUAUGAUCUCAAAUUUUUAGCUGAGACCUCUUUUGCAGCAAAACAUCUUUCUCAAGAGCUCUUGUCAAGUUAUCAGCUGUGGCAGGAAGAAAGUGGGAGAAGGAAUGGGGUUGGGUGGGGCACUAAGUGUGAAAAGAUGGAGCAGUGGUAGAUGAGUAGAGAAAAUUGGGUGAGAGGUUCUUUAACUUCGGGUAAGAAGGUGAAACAGAAAGCAGCUUAAAGACAAUACAGAAUCUUAAUGAUAAGAGUACUCACUGUCUCAGCAUCAAAAGAGAGGACAGGAAGAGACCUAAUAGGAGGUCAAGAAGAAGUAGCAGGAAGUGGCAGUGAUCUGAAAUAAGAUGGUGACAGACGGAUACAAUAUUCCUUUGAUGCAGAUGACCACACAGGUGGUAGUGGUUCUAGAAAACAUUGCUACAACAAUGAGAGAACCAGGUGCCCUCCAGUUGGUGGUGGACCAGUGGGGACAGUGGGUUAGGUUGCCUAGAAGUUGUAGUCCAUACAACAUCUGCAAGACCAGAGGUUCCCCAUCCUUGUUCUACAAGAAGAAAGAUCAUAUUGAAAGAGUUUAAAAUUGUGUUUCCCCAGGGUUCUUAUUUAUUAGCCGCUUCAAAUGACUUUGCCAGUAGGAUCUGGACCGUGGAUGAUCAUCGGUUACGGGUGAGUAUUUUUCCCCCACAGGUGUGGCAUGUAUGCCUGCUUCUCACUUGUCUUCUAUAUAUCAAAAAGUGUUAGAAAUUUGUAGGGAUGUGCUGCAGGAUUUUAACUGCAGCUCUUGAUACCUUUCAAAAUUGAGUGGCUAGUUAAUCUCUUUUCUGCUUUUACUUACAAAGAGCUCUUACAGUUAACCUGGCGGAUGCAGAUUGCUGAUACGGGUAGAAUGUACUGUUUGAGAGAUCAGCAAACCAAGAGAGGUUCUGAAGGAGAACCUUCCUGAGAAAUUUUUAUACUUUGCAGAAUUUUGCUUAACAUUAAUUUUAAAACACUGCUGAAGAAUGAUAAUGGCUUUGGUGGAAGCAGACCAGUUCUAGGUUGGUGAACAGAUAAAAGUAGCGUAUUUCUCCUUUGCAUUUUGAAGUUGGUCUUUGUAAGCAUAAAGACACAUUUCACGUUCAUCUCUUUCACUCUCUAGUUUGCUCCCUCUCUGCCAUGCAGAUGGUCCAGCUUCCAGCAACUCCAGAUCAAAAUCUUCUAGGAUAGGAUAGCUGCAAUAGCCUCCACUGUUAGUUGGAGUUGACAGUAGACUAGAGGCUCGAAGGGACCCAGUAGAAGGAGCUUCAUUUAACUGUAAAUACUAAUAUGUGUGAACUUGGGGGGGGGGGGAGGCCUCAAGAUUCUAGGAAUUGCUUCCCUGAAAGACUGUGACUCUAUGCUAGAGCACCCGCCUUGCAUGCAGAAGGGCCUGAGUUCCAUCCCCAGUAAGUCCUGGUAGGGCUGGAGAAGUUUCUUGCUUGAAACCCUGGAAUGCUGCAGCUAGUCAGUGUAGACAGUACUAUGCUAGAUAGACGAAUGGUCUGACUUGGCAUAAGACAGUUCCCUAUGGAUCAGACCAAAGUCUAGCUAGACUAGUAUUCCAUCUCCAAAGAUGGCCAGCCAUAUAUCUCUGGGAAGCAGGACAAAGUGGUGAAAGCCAUCUCCUGUUGCAUAUCCCUGGCACCAGGUAAUUUGGGAUAUACUCCCACUGAACUCUGAGUUUCCAUUUAGCAAUCAUGGCUCAUAGGCCCACCCUCUAUGGUUGCCGACACCUUACCCAACUAAGAGAUGUGGAUGCGGUCUUCUAUACAGCAGGUGCUUGGCAAACCAGCAUUUGGCACACCAAACUAGGAUUGUUUAGAUCUCAAACCGGGUUUGAGUCUGGGUAACAUUAUCAGCGUUCUGUGCUUGCUAAAUGGUUGGAUGGCAUGGCUAGAGAGAGCAACUGUUGCCAAGCCUUUUCACUAAUACGAUGUCAAUCUCUUUCUAGCACACGCUCACGGGGCACAGUGGAAAAGUCUUGUCGGCCAAAUUCCUAUUGGACAAUGCACGCAUUGUAUCUGGGAGUCACGACAGAACCCUCAAACUGUGGGACCUGCGCAGCAAAGUCUGUAAGGAAGCUAUUCCACGUAUACAAUAGCAGUUCCCUUGCUUUUGUGUGUCUCGCAUGUGUUGAAGGGCAUAAGAGCAGCACUUUUAUUGACUUGUUAUUUCUCAAAAGUGUACAAGCUUGGUACUGGUCACCCUUCUGUUAAGAUUCUGAUAUCUACUUGGAAUCAAAACUAGUUUGUUCUACCAUGUUGUAUUACCAUAAUGCUCAGCAAGAGGGCACCACAUCAUCAUUCUGCUUGAGAUUCUUGUGACAGCGUCCGUCUUUGGAGCUACUUUGCUUAUGAUUAGAGGGGUUAGCUUAUGGGGCUGGCGUUCUUACUGGUUAGUCACAGUUCUAGUGAAAUUGGAUUAAGACAGUAAUUGUGUUUGGUGCCUGAGUGAUGGGUUCAACUGUUGUUGUUUUUUGCUGAGAGAAUAGUAUGGUUGGAGUGUGGGGGUUAUAGUUGUUGUCUUCUUUUUUUAAGGUAUAAAAACAGUGUUUGCUGGCUCCAGCUGCAAUGAUCUGGUCUGCACAGAACAGUGUGUGAUGAGUGGACACUUCGACAAGAAAAUUCGCUUUUGGGAUAUUAGGUAAGAUUAAGGUGGAGGAUGCGCUGGGGUAAGGGAACAUUGAAAAGGCCCUCUGACUUAGCUUUGGUUCAUUUGUAAUGGGCAACAUGAUCAGUGAAGUUCCGCUGCUUCCAGGGCAUGGGAGAUUCCUUGAGCUGUGAUUUAUUCAAAUAGUUCAGACUGCACCGUUCCCUGCAGGAUGUUGCACAGCUGUGUCUGAGUUGUUAUUAAUGUCAGGGGUUGCAUGAAAAGGAGGUGAUCAUUUUUAUUGAAAACAACAUGAGCCAUUACUUAAAUACUCCUCUGCAUGCAUGAAGAUUAGAAAUACGUUUGUCUUUAAAUUCUUGCUCACGUGCUUGGAAAAACAAAUUCUGUUCCAGACUGCAAGUGGUACAGCGCAGAAUUUAACUAAUCCUGUGUAUAGCAUGUGAACCGUGAUAUCUGGUUUCCAUCCCUUAUUAUAGUAUGCUGCUGCUAACUAGUGAGGCUUUGCAUUCUCAUAUGCCUGGCAGCACCGAGCAAAGUAGUCUUAAAAGAAAUGCUAACUCUUGUCACCUUCUGUUUUUUAGAACUGAGUGUGUGGUGCGGGAAAUGGAAUUGCUUGGUAGGAUUACAGCUCUAGAUCUCAACCCAGAGAGAACAGAACUCCUCACCUGUUCACGAGAUGACCUGUUGAAGAUUAUUGAUCUCAGAGUCAGUGCUGUCAAACAGACUUUCAGGUGAGUACUGCUUUACAAGUGGGUUGUGGAGUUAUAAGCCUGCUGUAUGUGUAGUGUUGCUACUAGGACUGCAGGAUUAGCCAUGAUGAUAACUGGCAAAGGUAGUAAGUAGGCUAGUCUGGUCCUGGAAAACCUCUGUUUUGUACAUCUCAUACUAAUAUAGAAGCUUGUUAAAUCCAGGAGGGAUCCAGGUUUGUGUAUCUAAGGGGUGCUGUGAGGAGUUCCCUUGUUGUUGGGUUAUUCAUAUUUGGAUCUGUAGAGAUGAAAUGUCAAUUAUUUCAUAGCUGCCCUAAAAGUAAAAUGUGAAAGAUAGAGUUUUAUUUAACCUUUUGGGGGGUUUUUUGGGUCUUUUUCUUCCAGUGCUCAAGGGUUUAAAUGCGGGUCUGAUUGGAACAGAGCUGUAUUCAGGUAAGCAGCAGUGUUGAUUGAACUACAGGGCACUUGAGAGGGAUGUGUGAUACUUUUCAUUUUAUGCACUCAAGAUCCUGAGUAAUCUGCUUUAUUAAAAGUAAUGUUGCAUUUCAUGUCCAAGUAACCAAAGUUCCAAAAUAAUUUUUUAUUCUAAGAAUUAAGUUACCCAGUUUUAGCUUCAGAAUUUUAGCUUCCUUGUGUGAAUGUUAUUAUUUUUGCACAUGCUGCUUACUGGGUGCUACAUAGUGAAAGAUCUGAUCAAUGGGUGGUGGUGGUGGUGGUGGUGGUGAUGAUGAUGAUGAUGAUGAUGAUAAUAAUUGUUGUUGUUUAUUUGCACCCCACCCAUCUGAAAGGGUUGCCCCAGCCACUCUGGGCAGCUUCUAGCAUAUAUAAAAACAUAAUAAAACUUAUUAGCAAACGUGGAGAAAUGAACUUGGUACUCUCCCUUCAAGGUAGAUAAGGGGUUCUGUGCUUGUAUGAAGCUUUGGACUCAAGAUUCUGUUCCCACUGUUUAGUAAGAAGAGAUUUUAGGUUGAGUGUCUCGUUAAACUGGACUAAUUUUCCUGAAAAAAAUUAUGAAUUCUAGAGCCCCUAUGCUAGCUUGUAGUGCUGGUGAGUGGAGCACACUCUAUGGUGCCCUAGACAAGAAGAAAGUAAUUUAGCACCAACUCUUUAUUGCAUUGCAACUAAAUGUGUGCUUUCCCCCACUUCCCCAAGCUGACAGAAGGGGUGUCCCCAUCAUUCUAUUCCUUUAUGACACUUUGCCACCUGGCUAGACAAGCAGCUGUUCUACCAUAGUCACGAUGCUGGGUGGAAUUUUGGAAAUAGUGCAGAUUAAUUGCCAAAUAUCUGCAACAUGGGUACCUUGCCACCUUUCAUCUACUGCAGUUUGUGUUGAAUAAUUUGUGUUGACAGCACUACUAUAGUCCUUUCCGACUCUCUGAAGAGAGUCUGUUUAGUUUAUGACUUCAAAGCUUUAGUUUAAACUAUGGCUAGAGUGCUGAAUUUCUGGGAGGCUUUGGUGGGUGAGCUUACAUAGGGAUUUUGCAUUAGGAGCACAGUAUAAAUUAGUGGUGGAGGCCAGUAUCUUGACAAAAAGGUAAAUAAAUGAAUCUUUUUCUGCUCUUUCCCUGAACCAAACUCAUGAUUCUUCAGCCCUGAUGGAAAUUAUGUGGCGGCUGGCUCAGCAGACGGGUCACUCUAUAUUUGGAAUGUCCUUACUGGGAAAGUGGAGAGGGUACUCUCCAAGCAUCACAGGUGAGGCAAGAUGAUGCUGUCAGAAUGCCAGAGAUCUUGUGUGAUGGUGAGGUAGUUACAUAGAAGCCUGUAAGCUGAAGUUUAACACUCCCUCAAUGAUUGGUUUAAUGACUAAGGCAACAGUCCUAACCCCACUUACCUGGAAGUAAGCCUCAGUAGGGCUUAAAUCUGAGUAGACUUGGUUAGGAUCACCCCAUAAUUCAAUGUAUCAUUGGUAUGCAUUGAGAUUAAGAAAUGACAUCCGAGCAAACUUGAGUGGCUCAACUAAGUUGCAGCACACGCUUUAAAAAAUGAAUCAACAGAGACUGAAUAGCACUUUUUUCCCCUUUAACCUGGACUCUGAGUGUAUUCCGCAAUCUAAUAAACUGAUUUCAUGCUUCGUUUCAGCAACUCAAUCAAUGCUGUGGCAUGGUCACCAUCUGGAGCCCAUGUGGUCAGUGUGGACAAAGGAAACAAGGCUGUGCUGUGGUCUGAAUUUUGA
Messenger RNA from Podarcis lilfordi (Lilford's wall lizard), 16971 nucleotides. NCBI's taxonomy places the organism in Eukaryota, Metazoa, Chordata, Lepidosauria, Squamata, Lacertidae. The record is from the annotation of a GenBank genome assembly.